Coregonus sp. 'balchen' is the source of this 576-nucleotide messenger RNA. The record is from the annotation of a GenBank genome assembly. Lineage: Eukaryota; Metazoa; Chordata; Actinopteri; Salmoniformes; Salmonidae.
AUGCAGAGCAUCAAGUGUGUGGUGGUAGGAGACGGUGCAGUGGGGAAGACCUGCCUCCUCAUCUCCUACACCACCAACGCCUUCCCCAAGGAAUACAUCCCCACUGUGUUUGACAACUACAGUGCCCAAGUGACUGUGGACAGCAGGACUAUUAGCCUCAACCUGUGGGACACAGCAGGCCAGGAGGAGUACGACCGUCUGCGCACCCUCUCCUACCCCCAGACCAACGUGUUUGUCAUCUGCUUCUCCAUCGCCAGCCCCCCCUCCUUUGAGAACGUCAAGCACAAGUGGCACCCAGAGGUCACCCACCACUGUCCCAAUACGGCCAUUCUGCUGGUGGGCACCAAGAAGGACCUGCGUAAUGACCCAGAGGUGUUGAAGAAGCUUAAGGAUCAGAACCAGACGACCAUCACCCAACAGCAAGGCAGCGCCCUGGCCAGGCAGAUCCAUGCCAUCAAGUACCUCGAAUGCUCUGCCCUCAACCAAGAUGGAAUCAAAGAGGUGUUCGCUGAGGGUGUGCGAGCCUUUCUCAACCCACAACCUGUCGCCACCAGGAAACCUUGUGUGCUACUGUAA